Molecule: messenger RNA, 1554 nt
Organism: Fomitiporia mediterranea MF3/22
Lineage: Eukaryota; Fungi; Basidiomycota; Agaricomycetes; Hymenochaetales; Hymenochaetaceae
Exons: 3
Coding region: 1-1275 (424 amino acids)
Source: RefSeq, a predicted model, not a curated record
AUGGAUGUCGCCCCUGGUGCGCAAAAUAAUGCUCCUCAAGCAAGCAGCAGCUCCUUGGACAAUGUAAGCGACGACACAAGAGUUUGGCUGUGGUAUAUGUCUGUUGGUGGCAAUGCAGAUCCCCCGAAAUCAUUGCUGCACAUUCCUCAUAAACGCAUGGAGCUCUACUCCCUCAAACCACGUAAAUGGCUCCUCUAUUUAGCGUCUGUCAUAUUAGGCAUUGAUGGGACACUUCGUUUCCUUAAUGGGGACGAGGACUUUACUGAAGGGGAGAUGGACGAGGACGUCGGGCCUGGGGACCGCUAUGUAUUUUGCUUCGACGGAGAAGCGAGGUUCUUAGAUUAUCUACUGAGGGGCACUCGCCAUGAUCGAAGUUCCUCUACCUCUACCCGUUCUCGUGUUGUGCCGAAUGAACUGAAGGAAUACUAUGGUGGUUGCCCGUUUAGUCUGGUUCCGGCAGAAUUGUGUGACGUGAGCCACCUCAUACCGUUUACAAAGGGCGACGACUAUCUCCACAGACUCCUUGCAACUCGUGGCGAGCCCGACGACGCCAUGUCCAUUGAUGACUAUCAGAACCAGAUAGUAAUGUAUAAAGGACUCCAUGGCGCCUUUGAUAUUAAACGCAUCGCGUUCCUUAAGACCCCGAAUAAGUUCCUCAAGACCAACGACGUGCCAGGCGGGGAGAAUGCUCUACCGAACAUUUAUCGUGUCACACUUCACAGCUUUAUGGAAGAUGAGGGAGUUCGUGACACCCUGCAUCACAAUGCCCAUUCCUCAUUGACAAGAGGUUCUGGGUCAAGGAAUCUUCACGCAAGAGGAGACACUGUUGGAGAGUAUCUACCUCGAGACAUCUUACUUGAUCUCACUUAUGCAUCUACCGUGUUUUUUAACUUCGGCACUCCAGAAGCAAAUGAGAUGCUAAAAAAGAACGCCGAGCGUGAUUAUUAUCCGGGCGGUAUUGUCAAAAGAGGUGAAGAUAGGGAGGGAAAGGCAGAAAAGGAGCAGAGAAAACGCAAAUACGAAGGAGAGAAUCAAGGACGCAGUGAAAGGGUUGUUCGACGAUCGAGAAGUGGCAACAAUGAUGGCGAUCAUGCUGACGGGAAUGGAAGACAAUUCGACUUCUGGGACGGGUUUUACGCAAUGCAGUUGAUGAUUCAUGGCAUUCGGCCCGAAGACAUUGAAGCAGAGGAAGAACGACGCAGGAGAGAGACAGAGGAGUUGAAUGCACAGAGAAUUGCUAGAUGGCGGAAGACUGUUGAUGAGAGCCCUAUAUAGACUCAAUACGAGCAGCAUGGAAGAAACCUGAAUCUUGCAAAUGAAAAUCGAAGGAAAGUGGUGGUAAAUGAACACUCGGCACAGUCAACAGUCUCACACAAUGUUUAUUCUUCUUCAUGCGUUGGCUCGGACCUACUUUGCUUCUUGCCUUUUCGCAAAAGCAUUGGCUUGAGAGUAUGGAUGUGAUGACAGGACUGGUGGAGAUGGUGGUGGGACAAUACCCAGUGAAGGAGGGAGUGGCGAACUGAUUGCAGAUUUCUAUCCAGGUUCUUUUACAGU